This is a messenger RNA of Phacochoerus africanus (Common warthog), 2356 nucleotides long. Its product is annotated as keratin-associated protein 10-6-like. The record is from RefSeq and is a predicted model, not a curated record. Bases 616 to 2337 code for a protein of 573 amino acids. Lineage: Eukaryota; Metazoa; Chordata; Mammalia; Artiodactyla; Suidae. The transcript has 4 exons. Gene Ontology annotation, cellular component: keratin filament.
CAUAACCGAGGGUCCACCCAGGCACCGCCCAUCAACACGCCUCUCGGGUGGGCUGGGCGGCCCCCCUGCGGUGCCUCCCGCUGCCAUGGCAGCAUCGGGCGGCGGUGGCACCUGGACCACACACCGGCCCCUGCAGAAACAUGACUCCUGGACCCGGUUUGAUGAUCCACCCUCUGAACCCCGUGAAUGUUCCGGGGUCACUUUACACUUGGAUGAAAAAUGUUUACACGUCAAGAUAAGGGGAACAGUACCCCAAACUGACGACAGAAGGAACUGAAUUCGUUACUUUGGAGAGCGUUCCCCUCCAAGCCUCUGCUCGGCCUGACCUUGCCUCAAAUAUUUUUCCAAACGUUUCUGGAACCAAACAGAGGAGAGCUGGGAAACAACCUGCAACUCGGGAUAUUCACACUCACGAGUCCAACGAGCGAAAACUGUUGCCGAAAAUACGCCACCACUAAUGAGGGGCUUCUGCACCUGCUCUCAGCCCCAACAGGAAGGCCGGGCGUGGGCGCUUCCUGCUGGGACAACACGGCGGAUAUAAAAGGCCUGGCAUCACAGAGCACCUCACACACACUCACACACACUCACACCUCCUCCAGCCCCACCGCCUCCACCAUGGCCGCCUCCACCCUGUCCGCCUGCUCCAGCAACCUGAGCUACGGCAGCCACGUCUGCCUGCCUGGUCCCUGUCACCCCUGCACUGGCUCCUCCUGGCAGUGGGACGACUGUCCAGAGAGCUGCUGCGAGCCCCCCUGCUGCGCCCCCAGCGGCUGCACCCCCGCGCCCCGCCUGGCCCUCGUCUGCACCCCAGCGAGCUGUGAGCCCAGCCCCUGCCUGUCAGGCUGCACCAGCUCCUGCACCUCCUCCCCCUGCCAGCCAGCCUGCUGUGUGCCCAUCUGCUGCAGGCCCGUCUGUUGCACGCCCGUGUGCUGCGAGGCCUCCCCAUGCUCAGACUCCUGCUGCCAGCAGUCGAGCUGCCCGCCGUCCUGCUGCACCUCCUCCCCCUGCCAGCAGGCCUGCUGUGUGCCCAUCUGCUGCAGGCCCGUCUGUUGCACUCCUGUCUGUUGCACACCCGUGUGCUGCGAGGCCUCCCCCUGCUCGGCCGCCUCGUGCUGCCAGCCCAGCCCCUGCCCCUCGUCCUGCUGCAGACCCUCGUCCUCCGUGUCCCUCCUCUGCCGGCCCGUGUGCCGCCCCGCCUGCCGCGUGCCCGUCUCCUCCUGCGGGGCCCCCGCCUCCUGCUGCCAGCCCGGCUGCUGCCGCCUGGCCUCCUGCGUGUCCCUGCUCUGCCGCCCCGCGUGCUCCCGCCCCGCCUGCUGCGUGCCCGCCUCGGCCUGGCGGAAACCGGAGCGCUGCACUGUGGACCCCUCGGCUUCAGAUGGGCCGGGAGGAGGGGGCGACACAGGCAGCGAGUGUUUGGGGUCCGAGUGCCAGAGAGGAGAGAAGGGCUCUGAGGAAUUCCCCGGUCCACAGAGGCUCUCCCACGAGUUGGGAAAGGAUGAGGGGACACGUGCCCCCUGGAAACCGUCCUUCUACUCCCUGUCUCCGAAGCACCUGCUCCCCACCGCCCCCACCAUGGCCGCCUCCACCCUGUCCGCCUGCUCCAGCAACCUGAGCUACGGCAGCCACGUCUGCCUGCCCGGUCCCUGUCACCCCUGCACCGGCUCCUCCUGGCAGUGGGACGACUGUCCAGAGAGCUGCUGCGAGCCCCCCUGCUGCGCCCCCAGCGGCCGCACCCCCGCGCCCCGCCUGGCCCUCGUCUGCACCCCAGCGAGCUGUGAGCCCAGCCCCUGCCUGUCAGGCUGCACCAGCUCCUGCACCUCCUCCCCCUGCCAGCCGGCCUGCUGUGUGCCCGUGUGCUGCAGGCCCGUCUGUUGCACUCCUGUCUGUUGCACACCUGCGUGCUGCACACCUGUGUGCUGCGAGGCCUCCCCGUGCUCAGACUCCUGCUGCCAGCAGUCGAGCUGCCAGUCGUCCUGCUGCACCUCCUCCCGCUGCCAGCAGGCCUGCUGUGUGCCUGUCUGCUGCAGGCCCGUCUGCUGCACUCCUGUCUGUUGCACGCCCGUGUGCUGCGAGGCCUCCCCCUGCUCGGCCGCCUCGUGCUGCCAGCCCAGCCCCUGCCCCUCGUCCUGCUGCAGACCCUCGUCCUCCGUGUCUCUCCUCUGCCGGCCCGUGUGCCGCCCCGCCUGCCGCGUGCCCGUCUCCUCCUGCGGGGCCCCCGCCUCCUGCUGCCAGCCCAGCUGCUGCCGCCCGGCCUCCUGCGUGUCCCUGCUCUGCCGCCCCGCGUGCUCCCGCCCCGCCUGCUGCGUGCCCGCCUCGGCCUGCGAGUCCUGCUGCUGACCGGGCCCGUCCCCCCGGG